Messenger RNA from Dioscorea cayenensis subsp. rotundata (Guinea yam), 994 nucleotides. RefSeq names its product phosphopantetheine adenylyltransferase 1. Lineage: Eukaryota; Viridiplantae; Streptophyta; Magnoliopsida; Dioscoreales; Dioscoreaceae. The transcript is spliced from 6 exons. Gene Ontology annotation, molecular function: dephospho-CoA kinase activity; pantetheine-phosphate adenylyltransferase activity. The record is from RefSeq and is a predicted model, not a curated record. Gene Ontology annotation, biological process: coenzyme A biosynthetic process. The coding region runs from base 59 to 610 and encodes 183 amino acids.
AGGUUGAAUUCUCACUCAACGGAAGGGUUGGUUGGUUAGAGCUCCACAUCCUCUCGCCAUGGAUGCCGAUCAGAUGCUCUUCGACGAGGAUGCGAAGACCUCGGAGUCCCCGGAACCUUACCUCGCCGUCGUCCUCGGUGGCACCUUCGACCGCCUUCAUGAUGGCCAUCGCCGCCUCCUCAAAAAGUCGGCGGAGCUGGCGAAGGAGCGUGUCGUCGUCGGGGUUUGCACGGGACCGAUGCUCGCUAAGAAAAAGUUUGUGGAUCUAAUUGAGCCUGUGGAGAUGAGAAUUAAGGCUGUUGAGGAUUAUCUCAAGUCUGUUAAACCAGGGUUGAUUGUGCAAGUUGAGCCCAUUAUAGAUCCGUUUGGUCCAUCCAUUGUUGAUGAAAAGUUGGAUGCUAUCAUUGUCAGCAAAGAAACUCUAUCUGGUGGGCUUUCAGUGAACAAGAAGAGGGCCGAGAAAGGUCUUCCGGAGCUGAAGGUUGAGGUGGUGGAUCUUUUAUCUGGAGGAGAAAAUGAGGAGAAGCUAAGCUCUUCUGCUCUAAGGAGGCUAGAGUACGAGCGGUCAAGGACCUCCAAAGAAGAGCAUGAAGGAAAGCCAAACCAAUGAUCAAAGAUCAAACCAGAGAUGAUACACAAGUCCCAGUUCUGUAAUGAUUCAAGAUCACAAACCCCAGUGCAGCAGCUGUUCCUUGAACCAUUCUUCCAUAAGAAAGAUGAAAAGCCGGCAACUUUCAUCAAUCUCAUGCCGAUAAAAGCAAAUCUCUUUUGUAUUAUUUUGAAGGCAAAGCUGCCUACCAUAACUAAUGGACUCCAUGUUUCAGAGUCAUUGUUUACAUAAAGGUUCAAUUGUGAUGCCAUGUUGCUCCAAUUUAAUUCCUGUUGUGACUUCCAUGUGCUACUGCACAACACUCAAAAGGAAGGACUCCGUGACUUUUUCUUUGGAUAAUUACUGAAAAGUUUAAAAGUUGCCAACUUUCAUAUACAUCACUUU